GGCGGACCCCACCGCACCGGAUCUUUGUGGGCAUCGCCCCGAUUGCCUCGCGGCGUGGCCAGUGCUACUAGUAGGCGCCCAAUUCCCAAAUAGGCGCCCAAUUCCCAAAACCAACACCCACGCAGGCGGCGCCGGCAGGAGAGAAACAAGGUGCCGAGACAGAGCAAGUGAUCCCACCCGCCGCCGCCGCCAUCGCCAUGCAGGCCCCGCUCCGUCCGGCCCACCCCGUGCCGGGCUUCGCCGACUCCCGCCUCCCCUCUACCAACGACGGCCAGGGCCGCCUCUUCUACCCCGGCUGCAUCCCCCUCUCCUUCUCCCCGAGCCCCAGGCCGUCGCCGCUCGCCACCCCCUUCACCCCGAGCCCCAGAUCGCCCACCUCCUCCUCCUCCUCCUCCGGCACCCUCCUCGACGACGCCGGUGGCGACGAUGCGGUCGCGACGGAGCACCGCGCCGUGCUCCACUACAAGACGGCGCGCAACGACCACCACGACCGCUGCGUCGCCCUCCUCACCGACGCCGCGCGCGAGGCCGACGCGCUCCGCCUGCAAAAUGAGAAGCUCCGCGAGGUCAACUGCGACCUGGCCUGCCGCUUCGCCAGGCUCGGCAACGACCAGGCCGCCUCAAGCCUCCUCCUGCUCGGGCAGAUGCCGGCCACCCCGGCGGGGAAGCACGCCCGGAUGCCCAAGAGCAUCUCCAUCCGCCGGUCGACUGGGAGCGGCGGCGGCCACGCCAAGGGUCUGCUCACCAACGACAUCGUCACGGGCUGCAGGAGGAGGAGGGUGCCAAGGAGCUGCGAAGCGGUGCUGAGAUGAUCAGGUCGAGCAUGAUGCGCAUGAUGGAGAUGUGCACCGCGGCGAGGGUGCCGAUCGGAGGAGAUUGAAGGGCUGCAAAACCUCGUUGGCUGGAGCUGGGCGACCUUACGAUCAUGUGGUGGCGUUUUGGUUCUUUUGUGGAUGUAUCAUGUCUCUGUCUGUAGCUAAAAACUUAUGGGUGUUUGCUGUGGAUAUUCGGUGCUGUCUAGGUUUUCGCCCCAUGACAUUCGUUUCGAUGACGGGCGAAUGUAGUGGGUUUCCUGGCAGUGCCCGGACUCGCUUUACCUCUUUCCCUCCUUCUGACA
Triticum aestivum (bread wheat) is the source of this 1117-nucleotide messenger RNA. Its product is annotated as zinc finger CCCH domain-containing protein 39. The transcript is spliced from 3 exons. The record is from RefSeq and is a predicted model, not a curated record. Bases 198 to 812 code for a protein of 204 amino acids. NCBI's taxonomy places the organism in Eukaryota, Viridiplantae, Streptophyta, Magnoliopsida, Poales, Poaceae.